Messenger RNA from Macroventuria anomochaeta, 1956 nucleotides. RefSeq lists its product as uncharacterized. The transcript has 2 exons. The record is from RefSeq and is a predicted model, not a curated record. The coding region runs from base 354 to 1685 and encodes 443 amino acids. NCBI's taxonomy places the organism in Eukaryota, Fungi, Ascomycota, Dothideomycetes, Pleosporales, Didymellaceae.
GGCGCGGGUGACGUGUGACCUCCGUACGCGAGAUUGUGGGCAACUACCUCGCGAAUCCUUUCUCCGCCAACACAAACACAACACAGAGGUACGCGUUCUCACACACGCUGCAAGACCAGGUUGUUUAUCAUCAAUUCAGUACGUACGUAUUUGCAGCCACCACAGCGACCUCGAACGACCUACGCGCCGUCUUGUCGAUGUACUACUCUCUACUCCAGUGGGACAGCCUGCGAACUACCGAAGCCAACGAUGACUGUAGCAUCACUACAACUUGGGCAAAUUGCGAGCAUCGAGUUCGCGACCACAAGACAUCGGACUUUCAAACCGUAUAAAUCUCUUCACGAGUUGCAACGAUGGCUUGGAAAUACUGGAGAAACAAUGUAAGAAACUUUGUCAACUUGGGCAGGCUUUAUAGCUUGUCGCAAAAGGAGAAGAUGGAAAUGGAUAGACUACCUCGUCUACCCAAAGGACGUUAUACUGGUUUCCCACGCCAUGGUGUGAAUCUGGGCAACCUAUUCAGAGGAACAACCAUUUAUGAUUAUAUGCAACCUCCAGGCUGGGCAUACUUUGAAGAUGGCUCCAUAUUUGUUGCGCGUGCCAGGUACGAUCAUCACGAUAUGCAGCAAAUCAUGAACUUUGCUGCAUUUUUUCUGCGGGACCCUUCCAAUGGAAAACGUGCUUUGAGGAAGGAGCAUACUGGCCAAACGCAGCUGAUUCUGUUGGAGAGAAACGUUGCUCAUGAGGUCUAUGGCCAUGGGCGCUUUCACUUGUACGCUCGAUACGCUCAUACCGGAGAGAAUUUCUUCGCUCCUUCGUCGCACUAUUGUGCAGUAAGCCUAGAACUAGACCCGACACAAGCCUUUCCCAUCUCUAUUGCCUUCUACAGUCGGAUGAGUCAAUCAAUCCUUCCGCAAAAGAACUUCACCCACGGUAUACAGUUACUCCAUACCUUGCGGACAUUCCGCGGCACCUUGAUCGAUGGAGCCUUGCAACCAAACGUUCGCCCGAGCAAUAGACUGGAGUUCUCAAUCGACCCGUCAGCCGCACCGGCUUCUCCACUACCGGCCGCGCAAGUGGCUGAGAAGGAAAUGAUAUCACAGCAAGGAGGGAUUCAAGAACAGCAAACAAUCACAGCAUCUAAAGAAUCCGGGCGACAGCCACAGACUUUACUACAAGAGCACAGAGCCUCUACCACAUCUCAUGAGAAGUCUCUGCUACAUAAGCACCAUUCAAACAAAUCCGGCUCUACAUGGGUGCAUGUACAAAAUGGGAGUAUCGCACAACCAGGGGUGCCAAGCGCGCCGGAUAAGAAACGCAAGCCCCAAAAGAAACGAGGCCCCUGUACCUCAGACAUCGAGUCAACAACUGCACAGCUCGAAGCACGAGAGCGCGAGUUCAAGCACCGGGAAGAUCUGCUGCUCUGGAAGAAAAAGGGUUGGAAGCUUGAGCAAGAGCUAGCUGAGGCCAGGAACGUCAGCAAGGUGCCAGGGUCCUCAGAGCCUAAAGAAAGAAGUGUGAGGAUCCAGAAAGUCAUGUGGGGCCCAUCCAGGCAGACAGAUGUGGAAUCCGUACAGGCAGAAGCGCAGAGAGCGGACGCUGAGUCGAUCUAUGAGUUUCUCAAUGACGAUGAGACUACGCCUCUUAAUGCUCUCGAAUUGCUUCGAAGGACAUGCCGAAAGGAUUGAACCAUGGGCAACAAAUUGGAGUGUCGACAAGAAAAAGUAACACACUUCCAUACACUACUGUGCGACUUUGUCUUAUUUAGCACUCAGUCGCAAAGACAGACCUGUUGCGGCCUAAAGAAGGAGACUUGGGAAUGCAGUGCGAUCUUUGAAUUACGCCGAUACGACUCGAUCACUCGUGCCAUUUGGAAAAGGGUCAAGGAUCGCAUGCCGCCAUUGAUCAGAGUGCAAAAGCGCUCAAUAUACAUACUCUUUGCGGCUAAAUGUCGCGACA